CCAGGUGUUUCUGAGUUGCAAAGAGAAUGAUAUGAGAGGUAACCGCUUCCUUAAUAAUAAGUACGUGAGUGAUUUCUACUGUGAAAAUCACAGCAGCUUAGAGAAUAUACAAGAAAAAGCUCGCAAAGAGAAGGAGCUCACAAAGAAGCAUUUUAAGCUAAGGAUGAUUGUUCAUCCGCGUUUUCAAAACAUAACAGCAGAUCAAGCAAUGGAGUUUCUAUCUGCCAAAGAACCUGGUGAAAGUAUCAUACGCCCUAGCUCCCGUGGUCCCUAUUUCUUAACUUUAACACUCAAAGUUUAAGACGGCGUUUAUGCUCACAAGGAUAUAGUGGAAGGUGGAAAGGAACACAAGGAUAUUACAAGCCUGCUCUGCAUAGGGAAGACUCUGAAAAUUGGGGAUGACACAUUUGAGGAUUUAGACGAGGUAAUGGACCGUUACGUUGAUCCAUUGGUUGUUCAUCUGAAGGCAAUGCUGAACUACCGGAAGUUUAGGAAGGGCACUAAAGCAGAAGUUGAUGAACUACUACGCAUUGAAAAAUCUGAGAAACCAAUG
Molecule: messenger RNA, 553 nt
Organism: Cuscuta europaea
Lineage: Eukaryota; Viridiplantae; Streptophyta; Magnoliopsida; Solanales; Convolvulaceae
Source: the annotation of a GenBank genome assembly